This is a messenger RNA of Vigna unguiculata (cowpea), 1658 nucleotides long. RefSeq names its product nudix hydrolase 12, mitochondrial-like. Gene Ontology annotation, cellular component: nucleus; cytoplasm. NCBI's taxonomy places the organism in Eukaryota, Viridiplantae, Streptophyta, Magnoliopsida, Fabales, Fabaceae. The record is from RefSeq and is a predicted model, not a curated record. Gene Ontology annotation, molecular function: pyrophosphatase activity.
GCACCCGGUGAAAGCUCUAUCACUCUCUCUCCCUAUUUUCCGUGGAAGCCUUUCUUCCUUUGUCGUUUUUUCCUUUUUCAUUCAUUGAUUCAUUCUGCUAAAAGAAGCGUAUUUUCUUCUAGAUUUCCAUCUUUGCAAAAGGGAUAAAGGGUUGCUACCAUUAAUGGUUUGGUUCGGCUAUUUGUAGUAACCUUGUGCUAUGAAAACAAAGAAAACCAUUAUCAUGAAAGGGUUCUUGAAACUUUAACACCUGAACCUUCAUCUAAACAAUUGUUCAACCUAAACACAGCACCUCACCUGUUAAGCCUAUCUCAUGCAAGAGAUUCUUUGUGUUCAGGGUUGAGCCUCACCCGCUAACGUUUCCACGCUUUUUUUUGUUUCAUCUGUUCCAUUUCAGCCACCCCCAGAUUCUAAAGUCACAACCUUGGUUUUGAUUCUCCCCUGUUUUCCUUUGUCUGUUUCCACAUCUUUUUUGUCUUUUGCUAGAACCUAUGUCGUCUGUGCCAGCACGAACAGGGCGACAAAGACAGCGUUAUGAAGACAAUUUGCGCCUUGUCUCUGGAUGUAUUCCCUAUAGAUGGAGAAAGGACGACACAGAUCUAAUGGGAGGAACUGAGAUAAUGGAAGUACUAAUGAUUUCUUCACCAAAACGUGAUGACCUAGUAUUCCCAAAGGGUGGAUGGGAGGAUGAUGAGACUGUUACAGAAGCUGCUUGCCGCGAAGCUUUAGAGGAAGCAGGAGUUAAAGGAAUACUAAGAGAAAUUCCAUUAGGAAUAUGGGAGUUCAAAAGCAAAAGCAGUCAAGACUUGUGUAGCAUUGAAGGAGGCUGCAGAGGAUACAUGUUUGCCUUGGAGGUGACUGAAGAACUUGAGCAUUGGCCAGAGCAGAAAAAUCGUUCUCGCCGAUGGUUAAACAUAAAAGAGGCAUUCAGACUCAGCAGAUAUGACUGGAUGUGUAAUGCACUUGAGGCUUUUUUGAGAGUCAUGGAAGAAGACAGAAAGGUUGAUGAGAAGCAAGAGCAGAAUACCGAACUUGAACAACCUUCAAUUAUGGUAGCAGAUGUGUCAGAAUGCCAAACCAUGUCACCCAACUGUUAUAAAAGAUCCUCAACCAUGCAGCACCAUGGCAUGCCUCCUUCUGUCAAUCUUCUGUCACGUGCUACUCAAGAGAUAGCCAUCCACUUUGGUUAUUGACAUCACCAUGACACUUUUGUAAAAUGUUCAUGUAUUAGAUAAAAGAUUGUGCGUAACUCCUUCAAAUUGUGAGAAGAACAUGUUGUGAAGUUGUGACUCGGAUGCACAUGCCAUCAUCGACCUCAUUGUUGUCGGGUUUUUCUUCUUUCUGUCCGAUGUGAUCGUGAUGUAAAAGUGUGGUGGUGCAAGUCUCAAGUGUAUAUGGACUUGACAGUUGUUUGAUUCACCCCACUGAAACUGAAGGCUUGUAAAAUAGCAUUGUUUGUGAAAACUAGUAGUAGAGUACAAGGGACAAAGACUAUGCUGCUUUUGACAACCUUCGAUUCAUAACCUUAUAACAUGUCACUUUUCAGACAACACCCUUGAUUUCGUUCUCAAAAUUCUGUUGGGCAUGUGCACUAUCCUUGGCUACCUGUUUCAGUGUCUGUGUUUUCUGUGAUGUUCAUGUUUCUCUUACCCAUGAAA